Molecule: messenger RNA, 4299 nt
Organism: Melanotaenia boesemani (Boeseman's rainbowfish)
Lineage: Eukaryota; Metazoa; Chordata; Actinopteri; Atheriniformes; Melanotaeniidae
Product: protein NYNRIN-like
Exons: 3
Coding region: 295-3021 (908 amino acids)
Biological process (GO): DNA integration
Molecular function (GO): RNA-DNA hybrid ribonuclease activity; nucleic acid binding
Source: RefSeq, a predicted model, not a curated record
GCUGGAGGCCAUCAUGACAAAGAAAAAUUCACGGUACCUUUAACCUGCUCAGUACAAGCCCUCUCUCAGGUUCCCUCUGAUUUGUGGGCUACCUCUCCCCAUGAUGUGGGCCUGGUUAAGAACUGCCCCCCAGUAGUCAUCACUCCGAAAUCUGACUACCGCCCCUGCCAGAAGCAAUAUCCUCUCAAACCUGAAGCUUUGGAGGGUAUUACACCUGUCUUCAAUUCACAUCUUAGGAGUGGUAUUGUUGUUUCUUGUCCAAAUUCACCUGUUCGCACUCCUAUUUUCCCAAUCAUGAAACCACGUAAACCACCAGCCAAACCUGACUGGCGUUUUGUCCAAGAUCUCCAAGCUGUCAAUAAAGCAGUUAUUUCACGGGCCCCUAUGAUGCCCAACCCCCACACCAUCGUGUCGCAGAUUCCUCCUACUGCUACACAUUUCUCCGUGGUAGAUCUGGCAAAUGCUUUUACGUCUGUUCCUGUUCAUCCAGACAGCCAAUUCUGGUUCGCUUUUGAGUUCAAUGGGAAACCAUACACUUGGACCCGGCUUCCCCAGGGGUACUGUGAGUCCCCCACAAUCUACAAUGAGGUACUAAGAGAUUCUCUUUCUUCUUUGCAGCUUCCACAGGGCGUAGUUUUAUUAACUUACGUUGAUGACCUUCUGCUCUGCUGUCCUUCUGCCUCCUUGUGUGAGGAGGCCACACUGGCCCUCCUCCUCCAUCUUCAUUCUGAGGGUCAUAAAGCCAGUCUGCGUAAACUACAGUUCUGCCAGCCUCAAGUCAUCUUUCUAGGGCAUCACAUUUCUGCCACCACCAAGGCCCUGACCCCUAAACGGAUUGAGGCCAUUCAGAAAGCACCAAAACCUGUUACCAAGAAACAGCUGAUGUCAUUUCUAGGUAUGGUAGGGUUUUGUCGGGCCUUUAUUCCACAUUUUUCUGAACUUGAGGCCCCCCUGACUUCCUGUAUACAUGGUAAGAAUCUAUCUGCUCAUGACCAUUUCUUCUGGACCCCGGAGGCUGAGCAGGCUUUCCUGUCUGUGAAACAAGCGCUGUGUUCUGCUCCAGCCCUGGCUCUGCCAGACCCAACCAAACCUUUCUUUCAGUUUGUUGAUGAAAAACAUGGUUUCAUGUCUUCUGUUCUCCUUCAACAGCACGGCUCUCGCAAGCGCCCGGUGGCCUAUUACUCUUCCAAGCUCGACUCUGUUGCUGCGGGUCUUCCUGGCUGUCUGAGAGCUGUGGCUGCAUGUGAGAAGGCUGUACUUGCAUCACGUGACAUUGUGGGAUACAGUGAGCUAACUGUUUUUGUUCCUCAUUCUGUAUCCAUCAUUUUGCUCGAACAAAAGACUUCUCAUCUGUCUGCAGCUAGAUGGCUGAGAUACACCACAGUUCUUCUCGAUAUGCCUAACAUCACUAUGAAACGGUGUACAUCACUUAACCCUGCCACUCUUCUUCCUACCGCAGAAGAUGGUGUUCAUCACUGUUGUGAGACUGUUCUGUCUGAAAUCUGCACUCCGAGACCAGAUUUAUCUGAUGAGCCUCUUCUUAACUCUGAUCUCAUUCUUUUUUGUGAUGGCUCCUCCUUCAGAGACCAUUCUGGUAAGAACAGAGUGGGUUUUGCUGUCUGUGAUGAGCAUCAGGUUCUCUUCUCUGGCUCCCUCCCUUCACAAUUCUCUGCUCAGACAGCUGAACUUGUUGCUCUCACUGAGGCCUGUAAAUUCGCACAAGGUAAGUCCCUGACUGUGUAUACCGAUUCGCGUUACGCCUUUGGUGUAGUUCAUGACUUUGGUGCGUUGUGGCGUCACCGUAAUUUUUUGAAAUCUGAUGGUAAGCCUAUUUUGAACUCCACACAGGUUGCGGCUCUCCUUGACGCUAUUCUUCUUCCUUCAGAUGUCGCUGUAGUGAAAUGUCAAGCUCACACUAAUGACACUUCCUCUGUUGCCCGUGGCAACGCCUUGGCCGACCAGGCUGCUAAGCAGGCAGCUCUGUCAGCCUCGCCGCACAUUCUCACCUCUUCUCCUCUCACAGAAGAGGAUCACUCUCCUCCCUGUUCUCUGCAGGACAUCCAGUCUUUUUCUACUCCAGAGGAACGCUCUGUCUGGAAGGCUAACUCCUGCACCCCUGAUUCUGCAGGCUAUAACACCGCCCGCCCUCUUGCCUGCCCUCCAGCUGGUCAUACACCACCUAAUCAGCCUUUUGAUCAUUUGAUGAUGGAUUUCAUUGAGUUAACACCUGCAGAAGGUAAGAAAUAUUGUCUAGUUAUGGUAGACAUGUGGUCAAAGUGGGUUGAAGCUUUUCCAGCAAAGCAUGCCACAAGUUCAGUCGUGGCUAAGGCUCUGGUGACCGAAAUCAUUCCAAGAUGGGGGAUUCCAGUUAAGGUCUCAUCUGACAAUGGUUCACACUUUGUAAAUGCGGCCCUGAAAGAGGUAAGUGGACUAUUGGGGUUCCAGCUUAAGACUCAUUGUGCUUAUCACCCGCAAUCAGGCGGAGCAAUUGAAAGAGAGAACGCCACUUUAAAAGGUAAGUUGGCUAAAUGUUGUGAAGAAACAGGACUGUCUUGGCCAAAAGCCCUCCCACUCAUUCUUAUGCACAUGAGAAUGAGGAAACGUGCCCGGACAAAUCUUAGUCCAUUUGAGAUUCUGUUUGGCAGACCUCCCUACACUGGUCUGGAUCCUCCAGGACUCUCCGUGUCUACCACAUACUGUGAAAGUAACAUGCUUGCUUAUUGUCAAAAUCUGUCCAAAGUUCUCUCACAGGUGCAGAGUGUGGUGAAAGAGGCCCUGCCACGCCCAGCAUCAGAUCUGCUUCACUCCUUGGUUCCGGGAGAUUGGAUCUUGGUUCGAGAGACGAGGAGAAAGCACUGGCGGUCUAAAAGGUGGCUGGGUCCCUUCCAGGUCCUGUUGGUCACUCAUACAGCCGUGAAGGUCGCUGAAAGGUCCACGUGGAUUCACGCAUCCCACUGUAGAAGGUUUCAAAGUACCCCAACUCCAGCUGACCUCUCAACCACAGGGCAGAAUAAUCCCUGAGGUCAGCCCCGUGCGAGAUGGUCCAUUCUCCACGGGACAACAUGAAGUACACCCAGACUGCCGUGAGGGGAUGGUCGUGCGUCAUCCUCUUCAUCCUUAUCACCUCCCUCCUCUGGUACCUGGAUCCAACCGGACCUCACCUGACACAACGCACCCCAGCUUCGUCCCAACCCGCCAGACGACUGCAGGGGACAGAAGCACCCUCCUUCAGGAGGCACCGCCGAGAUAACCACAUCCUUCAGCAUCAUGAUCACACUGAGAAUCUUUGGUGGCAAGUUGCCAAUAUGUCUGCUCAUAAAUUGACAAAUGACAGUUGCUAUGUUUGUGGACUGGUGCCGCAUGCCACACCCACUCAAUCAGUUUUUAUUCCAUAUCCAGUCCCUUUGAAUACCACUUUGUGGACUCUGAUCAUGGGUAAUAGAUUACACCCUAGGAACAUUACUUGGCCACACCAGCGCCCUCCCCUCUCCUGGAGGAGACCAGCUGAGUUUUCCAGCAACACAAACUCCACUUGUGUUUCAUCCAGAACUGUCUUCCGCUUAAGGGAUCGUACAAAUCCAUAUUCUUCUCCACCUCUUUGUUUUCAGCGAAAUGGGACAGAUGCACUAUUCUUUUUAGGACACACUCUAGGUUGUCAGCGUAUCAUUUCAGCCUCAUGUAUAUCCUCACCUUGCCCCAAACGCUCUGACCCGUUCACUUUAAAUCCUCGUGAUUUAUUCCCUGAUAGUUCUCCCUCUACAGAGUGGGCCUCAGGAGUCGUUGUGUUUAACCUUACAGCUCUCUUACCUUUUCCUGACCUUCCUAUGUACAAUAAUUCUGUUCUUAACACCAUUUGGUCUUAUAUCCCAUCAGAUACCGGCUUUGGAUGUCCUCAGAACAUGGUUUGGACAUGUGGCAGACACUCUUAUAUUUACCUUCCUGUCAAUUGGUCUGGAACAUGUUAUCUGGCUUAUCUGCUCCCUGAUGUCUCUGCGUUUACUCUAACCCCAAAUGGUACAUUGCGGCCUUUUCCCGAACCCUUUCAUCACCCCCAUCGUGUUAAACGCGGUAUCUUCUCUCCACAGAUGAAAGGAUUUAUGAUGGCUUUGCCCUGGUGGGGGGUUGGGGAACUAGCAUGGACUGUGGGAGAUCUAUCAAUCUCUUUGGAAAAUUUAACCUCUUUAUGUGUGAUUAAUAUGUUGCAUUUUAAUCAAAGGGGUGGAUUGUAAUGGAAAAUUUACAAUAUAUACCCUUAUAGUUUGUAGGUUACACUUUGUAUGUCUGUGUAUCUAGAUAAGA